Hermetia illucens (black soldier fly) is the source of this 1578-nucleotide messenger RNA. RefSeq lists its product as uncharacterized. The record is from RefSeq and is a predicted model, not a curated record. NCBI's taxonomy places the organism in Eukaryota, Metazoa, Arthropoda, Insecta, Diptera, Stratiomyidae. The transcript has a single exon. Bases 1 to 1578 code for a protein of 525 amino acids.
AUGGGAGUUGCAGUGGACACCUGGGAUCCAAUACUCCUACACAUAGUACUCAGGAAAUUGGAUAAAACGACCCUCACGUUGUACGAGCAGUCGUUGGCAAAUCCUAAACAAUCGCUGGCCGAGUUUCUGCAAUUCUUAGAAACUCGUUUUCAGUCGCUGGAAGCGCUGGGUGCCAAGAAUAUUAAAGCGGAGGACAGCAAAAAGAAGCUACCAAGGACAACGAUGUCAGUCACUACUGUCAGCGUAGGUUGCACAAUGUGUAAAGAGGCGCAUCAACUCUUUGCAUGCAACGACUUUUUGCGUUUGUCACCCACGGAUCGUUUUCAUCAUCUCCGGAAACACAAGCUCUGCAUCAAUUGUUUGAAAGGUGGUCAUUUUGCAUCAUCUUGCUCCUCGAGAGGGUGUACGAAGUGCUCCAAGAAACACAACACCUUGGUUCACUUUAAGCCCCGAGAAGAAACAUCAUCGGAUGACCAAACGCAGAAUCCUGAGAAAAUUGCCUCGAGUCGAGAGCCUUCUAAGGCGGCUGCUAAGUCAAUGCGCCUACAAGGAGUGGGACAUUCGAAGCUGGAGACGCACCGAAGAGUGAGCGUUGAGGUUCAAUCAGGAGUGACCAGGUAUUCAACGAGAGUUGAAGCAAUUGUUCUGCCUCAGAUCGUGGCGCCGCAGCCUUCGCGAACGUUUGAUAUCUCUUCAUGGAAUGUUCUUAAAAACAUUAAGCUAUUGGACCCAAGGUUCAAUGAAUCGAGACGAGUCGAUAUGCUAAUAGGAGCAGAAUACUACCAUGAACUUUUGUGCGUUGGACAAAUCAAACUAGGGAAGAACUUGCCGCUGCUGCAGAAUACGUUACUUGGAUGGAUAGUUACAGGAAAGCUGAAGGAAGGAGAUGCAUCUGUUGCUACAUGCGGCAUCUGCACCAUGGACGAACCUCUAGAGCGCAGUAUUGAGCGAUUUUGGCAGAUCGAGCAGCUACCAGAGGCCUCCGCGGCACAGACACCUGCGGAGCAACAAUGCGAAGAAAUGUUCAAUCAGAACACCAUGUUAAGCAAUAACCAGUUCACGGUAAACUUGCCAUUCUCAGACAGUGCUGAGAAACUUGGAUCUUCAGCGGACAUCGCCAAAAGCAGAUUCUAUGCACUAGAACGCAAGCUUGCAAAGGAUGGGGACUUGAGAAAGCAAUACACCAAAUUCAUGAAGGAGUAUCUCGACCUUGGUCACAUGAAGGAAGUCAACCCGGAUCAGAUACCUCACCCGCAUUAUUUCUUACCGCAUCACUGCGUACUUAAACCAGAUAGUACCAGCACAAAAUUAAGGGUCGUAUUUGACGCAUCAGCAAAGACCUCUACGAACGUCUCCUUGAACAACAUAUUGCAUGUGGGACCAACCGUACAAGACGAACUUUUCACAAUUUUAUUGCGAUUUCGACUGCCGAUCCCAUCUGAAGUUUUGGAGGUGCGUCUUAAUGAUGACAAUGAAGCUUCAAUAAAGGCACUAGGACUGAUCUGGCUGCCAAGGUCCGACGUAUUUCAGAUUAAGGUGAAUCCAUUAGAACAGCGCCGAGCAACACCUCGGAAAUAG